GUCUCCAAUCGAACGAGCCAGGAACCACCUACACUAACUGGGAUUUCAGAAGCUAUGAAUGGAACAGCGCGGGGAUAUAUAAACACAGCCAUUGAACACGUUGUGGGAAGAUCUCUGUGCAUGUCGCGGCCUAUACGGAAGGUAGUGUAACACAGACCUCUAAACGAGACGGAUCUCGUUCAUCCAUCCACCAUCAGCAACAAGAUCAAGUAAUCAAGGGUGUUCUUUAAGAACGAAGGAACUUUACCUGGAUAAUAUAUUUACAUUACAUCAACAAUCAACAUCUAUGAUCUACCUAUCUAGUCAGUCAGAUGGGUGCUGUCAUCCAUACACUGGGCCUGUGUAGAAGGUAGUUUCAUCUCAAUACGCUAUGGUGUGUGUUUACUGGAGCACAGGUGAGUGUCAUAGUGAUAGUUGCUGCACCCAGAAAGCCAGUCAUUGGGAAAAUCUGGCGAGAGUUUUCUAGCCAAGAUGUUGUCAACGAUACGCUCUCCGCUGGUUGGAGUUAAUACUAGGGAGCUUUACAAGACAAUAAUGUGAUGGAUAGAAUACAGUACUACACAUAGGCGAGGAGUACAUAUAGAAGAUGGUAUGCUGUGGAUGUUCUGAAACCGUGAAUCGAGCUAUUGGAGGGUGUUGGUUUAAUUUGAGAGGUAUGCUGUCAAGGAAUUGAACGUGAAGGCGGGGUGAAUAUAACGACGUCAGAUUGGAGGGUACGCUUCAUAGUCGUUGUUUUUAAAGACGUGUGCUACAUUCCUAUGGAAAUUAGCCCCUGUAGAAUUUAACGCCACAUUUUCCAAGUAUUCAAACUCCUCAUUGAUGUGAUGGGAAGCAUCAUCAUACCUGAACAGUAGCCAGAAUGUGUUGUUAGAUGCUGGAACUGAGCGAGAGUAGUGGGAUACUGAUAUUUUUACUCGCAAACACCCACUGAAACAUCAUCUAGAGAGACAUGGCGUCUUCAAGGGAUGUCAGCUGUGUUCGGCUGGUGAGCCUUGUUGUGAUUCUUCUCACGGGUUGUGCAACCUUUACCACAAACAGACUACCCACUGCACGAAUCGUGGUUCACGUGUCUAAGCGAAGAGCUGAAUUCUGGGAGCCAUGGGAGGUGAACAAACGGGUCUGUCCACCGUCUUUGUGCACGUUUUCCGACCCCCGGGCAGAUGGGGGAGAGGCGCAGUCCCAAAGGCCGAGGGGCACAGCGGGCACUCCGUUCUACCAGGGGGACAUCGUCCUGAAGAAGGAUGACGAGAACUUCAUCUACCCCGACUCCCGGAGACGGAGGAAACGCGCCACAAUGAGGUUACGGAACAAGCUGUGGAAGGAUGCCAUCAUCCCCUACAAAAUGGAUGAAGGAAUAAGUGCCGCCUCCAAGAACGUGAUCGAGCGUGCCAUCAAACAGAUUGAGUUGAACACGUGCAUCAAGUUUAAGAAAAAGACAGCUAAAGACAAGGAUUACGUGCGUUACAUCAGUGAACCUGGUUGCUGGUCAAACGUUGGGAAAAGAGGCGGAGCACAACUUAUCAGCAUUGGGAGAGGCUGUGAAAAUGUCGGCACUGCUAUCCACGAAACUAGUCAUGCUUUGGGCGUCUGGCACGAACAGGCACGACCCGACCGAGACGAAUACAUCAAAGUUGUGGAGGAAAAUAUCUCCCCCAAGUUCCUUCCUGAUUUUAAAAAGCUCAGCAAGAGGCUGGCAACGUCAAGAGGCUUUCCUUACGACUACUCCAGCAUCAUGCAUUAUAACAAGUGGGCCUUCACGCGGAUGGGGGAACCCACAAUCAAGGUGAUAGGUAUCGGGAAGAAGAUGAACCUGAAGAUUGGUCAGAGACGAGGCCUGAGUACCAUCGACAUAGCACAGCUGAGGGCCAUGUACCACUGUAACGACAAGGAGGACAGCGCUGUCACGUUUUGUCCAAAGAAUUGGGCGAAGUUCAAGACAAGCUGCUACAAGCUUCACGACAGGCCCAGACACCAGUUCUCUGCCGCGUAUAAGGAGUGCCAGACUGACAAUGCCUAUCUGACAAGCAUAGAAACCAAAGGGGAAGAGCGGUUCCUGGAGAAGCUCGUCAACAAGAAGUUCCCCAGGGUCUUCAUCUGGAGAACCGGUGGUAAGACGGUCAACGGGUCGAUGGUGUGGUACAAGGGCGACAAGGCGAAGCCGAAGAAGAUGACGUACACGAACUGGGGCAAAGGCAUGCCGAGCACCUACACCUCCAUGGCGUUAGUGAAGGACAGGAACACCAAGAAGUUCCUCUGGCAGGGAGUGUGGACCGGCUCGGUUUUACAGCUUCCCAAGUACAUAUACCCCUUUAUUUGCGAAAAACGGGCCAGAAGAAAGUGCGUGAAGGGUCGAAACAAGGACGGUCGCGACUACAGAGGCAAACUUGACCACACCCUGGACGGCAUCACGUGUCAGAAAUGGUCUGAGCAGUACCCCCACAGCCACAAACUCAAGCCUAAGACAUCAGGGGGACAGGAGGACAGUGACGGGCUGGGAGACCACAACCACUGCCGGAACCCUAGCGGCAUGAGGCGGAAGAAGCCAUGGUGCUUCACCACGAAGUCCAGGAAACAAUGGCAAUACUGUGAUGUCACUAUAUGUUCAAAGAAAAAGGAGAAAAAUGAAGUUAAUCCCAGAAAUAAACCCAAACCUACCAGGAAACCUGCUCAACGACGUCGACCGACUCAAAGGCCAAGGCAAAGGUCAAGGACGAACCAGCGUCGCCGCCCAGAAAGCAGACGACAGGGUUCAAGUCAGAGAACUGUGUCUAGACCUACUCAAAGAGUUCAACCCAAAGCGAAAAGGGAGGGAGGGGUUAAUCCAAAUAAACCUGGUCGGAACAGCAAACCUAAAAGUGAUCGGAAUUCAAAUAGGAGGAAUCAACGCCCGGGAAAAUGAGCCCGAGCUUGAAUUAAACUCUGUUAUGUGGUUGAGCCUCACACUUCAGCAUUACGUCGUCGACAUUCUUCGGUGCUUCCGUGAGACUGAUGUGCUUUUAAACGUCUCAGGAACACAUGCAUUUAAGACCGAUCUCAAGGUGUUUGUGAAGACUGUGUUAAGAGCGACUGAUGCGAUGUUAAGCAUUCUGCUCAACAACCGUGUGAUAUGUUGUGUGAGAUUCAUUGUACAGGAUUUAUUGAGAACUUCUACAUCAGCUCAUUGGAAAGUAUCCAACAAUAGGUCGAAAGAAUCUUCGGAUCUGAUGUCUGUGGGUACUAAGUACUACAUUUAAAAGAAGAGUCUUGUGAUUUACGUAACUGAUUGUUUCGAUAGUGAAAUUAAUAGAGUCACCAACCCCUACUUAGGCAUAAUGAUGGAGGUGAGGUUAUGUCCCGUGGAGUGAAAUGGGGUUUAACGUCGCUAUAUAUUUUUAUAUAGCAUUUAUAUGAGCAUGCGUGUGUGCGUGUACCUAUGCGUGUCCGGACUAAUGCUGGCUUUAUAGUACCAGCCCACUGGGAUAC
Molecule: messenger RNA, 3462 nt
Organism: Haliotis rufescens (red abalone)
Lineage: Eukaryota; Metazoa; Mollusca; Gastropoda; Lepetellida; Haliotidae
Exons: 9
Coding region: 950-2899 (649 amino acids)
Biological process (GO): proteolysis
Molecular function (GO): zinc ion binding; metalloendopeptidase activity
Source: RefSeq, a predicted model, not a curated record